UCUAUAGUAGGCCAGUUCAUACCUAUAGUAGUCAUGACUCGCCUUGCGUUCAUUUUGUCAGUAUUAGUACUGGUCGUUCAGGUCUAUGGCGACGAAAACGACCUACUUCCUGAUGACGCAGGAGAGGAUAUACUUUCACAAGAUCGAUUAUACGACUUAAUGCUAGAUGACCGUGGGGUAAAUCCAUGUAAUAUACAAGAGUCCUACUUAAAAUGUCCAGGUGAAAAUUAUUGUUACAAAGACCAGUGUCCAAGUGGUCAGCAUUGUUGUUCGACGCAAAAAUGUGGAAAUAUAUGCCUCUGCAAACCACACCCCGAUAACUGUUCAAAGUUUUGUAGUAAUGGACACAAGACCGGACCAGAUGGCUGUUAUACGUGUGAUUGUGAACCAUUUAAUUUAAAACGACUUCUAAGGAGAUUAAUUGACAAAAAGGACAAACAGUCAUCUACAGAAGAGACAGGGUUAAUGUAAAAGACAGGCGUGCAAGAUUACUUUAGAGGAAACAACAUAACGUAUAGUUCAGUUACAAAGUGAAACCUAUAUAGACAAUUAGGUUUUGUUUUCGUUUCAAUCAGUCGUUAACCACUUUCAAUAUCAUCUAAUGUAAUGAAGUCGUAAAGCAUAUUGAAAGUUGAACAGUUUUUUGUCUCUUUUAUAAAUAAACUUAGUUUUUAAUUUG
Messenger RNA from Mytilus californianus (California mussel), 679 nucleotides. RefSeq lists its product as uncharacterized. The coding region runs from base 34 to 471 and encodes 145 amino acids. Lineage: Eukaryota; Metazoa; Mollusca; Bivalvia; Mytilida; Mytilidae. The transcript has 6 exons. The record is from RefSeq and is a predicted model, not a curated record. Gene Ontology annotation, molecular function: serine-type endopeptidase inhibitor activity.